Bipolaris maydis ATCC 48331 is the source of this 632-nucleotide messenger RNA. RefSeq lists its product as uncharacterized. Lineage: Eukaryota; Fungi; Ascomycota; Dothideomycetes; Pleosporales; Pleosporaceae. The record is from RefSeq and is a predicted model, not a curated record.
ACGCCAUCGUCGAUUUAACGCCAGGUUGACUAGGCAUCCAACCAACCACAACAAACUCCAAAUCUAUCCGACACUCUUAACACUGUCAUACCUCAUCACCCCAUCACAUUUACCUCGUGAAACCCCCCCAUAUUACAUCUCACCAUGGACUCUUUUACCGGAAACGGCUCAAACCAAGCCGCAUCAAACAACAACCAGCAAAAAGAAGAUUACCUCGACAAGGGCCUUGACGCUGUAGAGAAGAAGUACGGUGGUGCAACGGCUGAGGACACACAAAAGUAUCGGGGUGUGAAUGAGAAGAUUACCGAUGGUGCACGCAACAUGUUUGAAAAGGCGACUGGCAAGAAUGUCCCCGACAAGUUCUCCAACUGAGGACCCACCACCGACCACCGCGUCCACGCCCAACAAGAACGGGUGCUGGAAGGAUAGAAUGCAUAAGCUCGACGACAGGUGGUCCAAGGUCCGGCCGUAUGUUGAGAGGCUGAACGGAACAAUCGUUCCGUUGCGCUCAACAUACGAGCAAGACCGAGAACAACAAAUGGAGCUGCAUGCUGCGGUCCGUGAAGACCAGAGGCGUGGAAAGUUAGAUGAUAAUGAUACCUGUACGAAUAGGAAUGACUGAAAUCAAAUUA